AUAAACAAAAUUAGAAAUUCAAGUUCUGUUAACAAAAUAAAUCAACCCCCCCAAAAAAGAAUAUCCCAAUUCUCCGUUCCUUCCAUUUCGAUGAACAUAGACCUCCGCGAUCGCAAGGAUUAACAACUCUAUUAAUCACUGGUCGGUCGACCGAUCCUGUAGUAAUUCGUUGAACAAUCUGUUUGUUUGAUUUGUAAAUCGAGUCGGCGGAUCGGCUAAUCGAUCGGUUUCUUUGGUGGAGUGAAAAAGUGAUUUUGGUGAAGAAUGGAGCAGAGCAGGAGGGCAGUGGAGUCGUACUGGAGGUCCAAAAUGAUCGACGUCGCGACUUCCGACGAGGAUAAGGUUACUCCGGUUUACAAAUUGGAGGAAAUAUGCGAUUUGCUGAGGUCUUCACACAUUUCCAUUGUUAAAGAGGUCUCCCAAUUCAUCCUCAGACGGCUUGAUCACAAAUCGCCGAUUGUUAAACAGAAGGCAUUAAGGGUGAUCAAAUAUGCUGUGGGAAAGUCAGGUGCAGAGUUCAAAAGGGAGAUGCAAAAAAAUUCUGUUUCAGUACGGCAGUUAAUCCACUACAGGGGCCAGCCAGAUCCUCUGAAGGGUGAUGCGUUGAACAAGGCUGUCCGAGAAACAGCACAAGAAACAUUAUCUACUUUAUUCUCAUCAGAUGAUAGCACAGCUGCACCUACAGAAAGUAGUCUUCGCAGUCGGAUACAAGGAUUUGGAAAUACCAACUAUGAAAUGCCCUCAGAUGAUAGAAAGUCAUUCAUCAGUGAGGUUGUUGACAUUGGAAGUGCUACAAUUAGACAGGGAUUUAGUAAUUUGAAACAAUCUCCUUCCAUUAGGAAAAGUAAUGACACUGGAAGUUACAGAAGCCCAAAUCUUGAGCGAUCUUUGACUAGAGAAAGUGAUUAUUCUGAUAGGUAUGAAGGGAUUGGAUCUCAUGCCGAAUAUAACAGCUCUUCUCGCUUCUCAAAAAAUGCUGGUAAUGGAAGCUGGGAUGAAGAAAUUUCUACAAGCCAGUCAGAAACUAGCAAUGGAGACCCUGCUUUGACUUAUAGUCAAAAAACUCGUGAAGAGAAGUUGUUAGAGACCAUAGUAACAUCAACUGGUGUGCGCCUACAGCCUACUCGGGAUGCACUUCAUGUUUUCCUGGUGGAGGCCUCAAAAUUAGAUGCCAAAUCAUUAGCGCAUGCCAUUGAAAUGAAACUGAGGUCUCCUAUGUGGCAGGUCCGCAUGAAAGCCAUAUGCAUCCUUGAGGCACUAUUGAGGAAGAAAAAUGACGGGCAUUUUUCACUUAUUGCUUCGUACUUCGACGACAACAAAGAUGUUGUGGUGCAAUGCUCUGAAUCUCCCCAAGCAUCUUUGAGGGAGAAAGCAACUAAGGUAUUGAGUCUUCUUGGUUGUGAACAAAAUGGCACUGGAGCCAACCGUGUCAAGCAAUCAACUCAGAUUCCUCAGCCUUCAGUGAUACCGGAUAUGAUAAACACUGGUGACCUAGAUGAUCUUGGCAUGGAAGAUCCAGAAAAAGCAGCAUGUGAGCCAAAAAUAACAAGUGCACGACCAUCUGUUGCUCCACUGAUCAAUGACUUACUUGGUAACAAUUCCGAUGGUUGUGAGAGCACCAACAAGCUGAACGUUGAUGAUGACCCUUUUGCAGAUGUCUCCUUCCUUAUAAGUCAAGAUCUCGACCGUGUUGAGGAUCUACUUUCUGGGAUGGCUUUUGAUAAGCCAGGAGCCUCAGAGGCCCAUGUAGCAGCUCAUGAAAAUGAUUCUGAACCGUUCAACCUUUUAAAUUCUAGUUCUGAGGUCUUCAUGGAGCAAGGAAAUUCUGGUGAAUAUGCUACCAACUUGAUGGAUGGUAUGCCUGUGAGUGGAAAUGAUCACUCUGUAAAGGUUAAUGCAAGUAGUGAAGAGAUGGGUGGCAAAAUUUUGGGUUCAGUAUCCAGUGCAGAUAAUAGAAGUCCUAACGUUGCUUUAAAUAAUGAAUUUCCUUUGCAAGCUGCUGAGGUUAAUGUAAAUCCCAUAUUCCCCCUGGGUGCUGUGACAUAUAAUAUUCCUUCAGGUUUUGUGCUCAAUCCUGCAUUUGCUUCUCAGCCAAUAAACUAUAAUGCCAUGGGGAGUCACUUUGCUCAACAGCAGUUUCUAGCUGCAAUGUCCAACUUCCAUCUACUAGGGAAUCUACAAUCCAGUUCUACUAUUAAUUCUCCUGGACCUGUAGGAGGGAAUGUUUCACCCCUUCCAGAUAUUUUCAAUCCUGGCAUAGCUACCCAACCUCCAACUUCAUUGAUGAAUGGAUCAAAAAGAGAGGAUACAAAAGCAUUUGAUUUUAUCUCGGUAAGUUUUUUUGGUUGCCAUAUUUUCUGUAAUAUCAAUAUUUGUCACAGGAUGCUUCAGAACUCGACAACUCCUUCAGUUAGUCUUAUCAUUACAUCUUGGUUUUCGGAAAUAUGUUUUUUGUGGUAAUGGCCUUUCUGGGCCUACUAGGUGUAGCCUGUAGAAUGAAGAAUGUUCUUUCGCUUCCAGCAGUAUUUAAGUAUCAGCUAGUACAAAUGAUACAAAUAAAUACAUUGAAACUCUAAAGAAAUUGGGAAGUCACUUGGUCUCAGAUCUAGGAUUUGUCUGGAAUCUCAUAGGACUUUCCUUUUCUCUUUCUAUUUUUUUUUUAUUAACUGAACCGAACUCUUGUUGAAGCAGUGGUAACCUAUGCUCCUCACCUUUAUAUUUUACACUUGAGCUGAUAGUUCACGUGCAAGUAUUUUGUUAACUUGUGCUGGUUUUGUAGGAUCAUCUGGCCUCAGCUCGUGAAACCAAGCGCACGAUUUAAUUGAUUUGUUGUGUGUGGAUUUAUUGCUUUAGCCAUGGGUUCUUAGUGAAGCAGCCCACUUAGAAGAUGCUGCCUGAAUCUUGAAUUGGAAAAAGUAUAUGAACUGUUGAGUAAGUGUUGUAUCGGCAUAAAUGGGAUUCGAGACUGCAUAAAAAGCAGGGUGAAAAAAUGAGGGGAUUUAAAGCGGAAGGCAGCUGCACAGACCUGUUGUGUGAAUAUUUCUGGCAUCUAAACUUGUUUUGAUCCUAAGAAGGGUCUGGAAUCGUGCAGUCAUCUAAACUGUUGAAGAUUGUUGUGUAUUUUUUGCCUUUUAUUUGUAAUAGCCCAUUGAGAUGAAUGCCUGAUAGACUUUUUGUAGUAAUGUUAUUUAUUUCUUUUCCCUUCUUA
Molecule: messenger RNA, 3208 nt
Organism: Salvia miltiorrhiza (redroot sage)
Lineage: Eukaryota; Viridiplantae; Streptophyta; Magnoliopsida; Lamiales; Lamiaceae
Product: protein MODIFIED TRANSPORT TO THE VACUOLE 1-like
Exons: 4
Coding region: 265-2460 (731 amino acids)
Cellular component (GO): trans-Golgi network membrane
Molecular function (GO): phosphatidylinositol binding; ubiquitin binding
Source: RefSeq, a predicted model, not a curated record